Molecule: messenger RNA, 2068 nt
Organism: Anopheles merus
Lineage: Eukaryota; Metazoa; Arthropoda; Insecta; Diptera; Culicidae
Product: protein artemis-like
Exons: 1
Coding region: 71-1306 (411 amino acids)
Biological process (GO): interstrand cross-link repair; double-strand break repair via nonhomologous end joining; protection from non-homologous end joining at telomere
Molecular function (GO): 5'-3' DNA exonuclease activity; damaged DNA binding
Source: RefSeq, a predicted model, not a curated record
CGUCACAUGAAAACAAAAACAAAAACGUUCGAAUCGCGCACCGGUAAACAGCGCAACCUCGACCCCGAAGAUGAGCACCUUCCCGGGCACCGUGCCGGAGCUGCCCGGCAUCGGGAUCGAUCGGUUCGACCAGCCGGUCCGGGAUCGGGCCACACUCUUCUUCCUGUCCCAUUGCCACGUCGAUCACAUGCAGGGCCUGCCGGACGCGGCGCCACUGCCCGGUCCGCUCUACGUCAGUCCGCACUCGGCCGUCAUUGUCGGUCUCCGGUACCCGCAGCACACGCUCGUCCCGGUGCCGGUCCGGGAGCAGCUGAGCCUCACCGUACGACCGCCGGCCGGUCCGGCCUACGAGCUCUGCGUCCGGACCGUGCCCGCUGAGCACUGUCCCGGCUCGGUGAUGUUCUACUUCGAAACGAAAACGGUCCGGCUGCUGUACACGGGCGACUUUCGGCUGUCGUCCGCCAGCCUGACCGCGAUCACCCGGUACCGGGUGCGGCCGACCAUCGUUUACCUCGACAGCACCUUUCUCGACCGGCGGUACGCGCACUUCCCAUCGCGGCAGGCCAGCAUGGACCGGAUAGUGGAGCUGUGCUCGCGCUGGCUGGCGCACGACCGGCGCAACGUGGUCGCACUGUGGCCACCGGCAUCGUACGGCUCGGAGGAGCUGUUCUGUCAGCUGGCGGGCCGGCUGCACCAGCGGAUACACGUGUACGCUGCCCAGCGCGAACCGUACAACCAUUUCGCGGUGCUGGAUGACGUCUUUACGGACGAUGCGGCCGGUGCGCGGAUACACGCUUGCCGGGGGAAAACGCUACAGCACGAGGGGGCGUGUCGGGCGGCGAAGCCGGAGGAGAAGCAUCCCGACUUCGUGAUGACGAUCCGCCCGACCGCGCGCCGCUGGUGCAACCUGCGCCCGGGGGAACCGUUCUGGCAGCAGGGCAGCGGCAAUCUGUGGUACGUGUGCUACUCCUCCCAUGCCAGCAGCACGGAGCUGGUCGACUUCCUGCGCAGCCUGCAGCCGGACGUGCGAGACAUUCGCUUCAGCGUGGUGGCGGACGAGCUGGAUCGGGUCGGGAAGGAAACGUUGCUGCGCUCGCUGCUGGAGCCGGCUGGCAACGAGCUGGUGCCGCCCGGGGAAGAACCGCAGCGGCUGCACUGCCUGCCGCUGGGUGCCUUUAAAGCCAAAGCAAAGCUCAAACAGGCGGCCGGCAAAGAAAGUGACAGUGAGACGGAGGGCGACCACGCGGAGGACGAUGAGUUACACCGACGGCCGAUGAAAAUGGCACGGCGAACGGGUUCGGAUUGAGAUGGUAGAUGGUAGAUAGGUAAUAGGUUAAUAAUUGUUUUAUAUAAUUAAAUACUGUUUUAUAAAAACGGAAUAAAUUCCAAUUCCGUUCCGCCUUUCAACUCGUGCUUGUUUGCAAUCAUUUCCAGAUGUGUUUGUUAUGAAGUUUGCGACUGUUCCGAGUGUCUAUGCCAGCUCGAAAAGUGUCCACUGCGUGGUGAAUCGUGGUCGAAAGCCUGUAAAGGCCGGGGCAUGUCCGUGUAGGAGGGAAACGCGUUUGUUCCCGAUACAGAGUAGUAAAAUUGUAAAGUAAAGUUGAUAUGGGUGUCAUUUUGAUAAGCAAUAGUUUUGAGCUGGAAUUGAAGUAGCGAAUUCUUACUUUUGAUGCUGUCUAAAGUCCAUAAAUUAGUACAGGUCGUUCAGUCCAGUUCAGAUGUUGAGUUUGCAGAGGAGUGCAAGGUGUCAUAUAAGCCCUUAGUAGUGUUGAGUUUCAUGAAUCUUUCGAUGAGUUUCAUUCAUUUGAAUCUUCAGUGAUGAGUGGCUCGAAUCUCGAAUCGAAUCUUAAAAGAUUCGUAAAUCUCUAAAGAUUCACAAAUCUUCAAAGCUUCAUGCGAGGCUUGAACCCACGACGGACAUGUUUUAGGUGGGAUUUAGGAAAUUCAAUAUUUUGAAAUCGUACAUCUUCAUUCACAAAGAUUCAUAAAUACCUGGAGAUAUAUGAAUUUUAAUGGAUUUAUAAUUUUUUUCUAUUCAAGAAUUUUUGAGAUUCAUCAAUCUUUUCAA